Suillus clintonianus is the source of this 648-nucleotide messenger RNA. RefSeq lists its product as uncharacterized. The record is from RefSeq and is a predicted model, not a curated record. NCBI's taxonomy places the organism in Eukaryota, Fungi, Basidiomycota, Agaricomycetes, Boletales, Suillaceae. The transcript has a single exon. The annotation marks the transcript as partial.
CUACACGACUUUCCUGUCGAACCUACUCCAGAUACUUUAUCCUUCUAUGUCGUUUACAUGUGUCAACACAUUCAGCCGCGCUCGGUUGAAUGCUACCUCACUGGCAUCGUUAAUCAACUCGAGCCUUACUUCCCAGCAAUUCGCUCUACCCGGCAAUCUCUCUUAGUCAAACGAUCGCUGCAAGGUUCAGCGCGUCGUUUUGGACAUCCGGCACGUCGCAAGCAGCCUCUCAUGCGCGAAGACUUGGUACGGGUUAUUCAUGACCUUGCCAGGCCUCGGGCUUUUGACGACCUUCUCUGGGUCUCCCAACUCCUAUCAGGGUUUUUCGGUCUCAUGAGAUUGGGCGAGUUGGUAUGGCCGGAUCAGCUCGACCUUCAAGACUACUCAAAGUUGUCACUUCGUCACUCAGUUCGAGUGGACAUGGACUACUAUUCCUUUCUUCUGCCGAGGGACAAGAUGGACAUUCAUUUUGAAGGGAAUCAGGUCCUUAUUCAGCGUUCAGAGGGUGACGAUUAUCCGCUUGCUCCUUUCGUCGUGUAUCUCAACAUGCGUGAUGUCAAAUUUCCUCUCCAACCUUUUCUGUGGCUGCGCAGUUCUGGAUCGCCACCAACGCGGGCAUGGUUUAUUCGGCGUUUGCGAGCCUUCAUC